AUGAAUUAAAAAAAAUCAUAUUCUUAUUUGGAAAUUCGUCUAGAAACCCUUGAGGCACUCUGGAUUUAACAUUCAGGGUUUCUAGACAAGAUAACCCAGGAGAGCGGAGUUAACUUCUACUAUCAAUAAAAUUUGAUAGUAUUAGUAGGAAAUCCUAUUUGUUGCGAGAAUGCCGCUUAAAGAAUUUAUUCAAAGGUGUACGAAGACUUUAUUAUGCAAAUUGAAUAAUUCAGAAGCAAUGACGAACUCAAGCCUUUUUUUUAAUUAUUUUAAAACCCCCAAUAUAGAGAAUUAAGCAAAGGCAUCCAAGGAUUUUGGAUAUAUUCAGCCCAAUCGCUUAUGAAGUAAUAUCUAAACAUGGAGUAGAAGGGAUAUUAAUCUCGUUUCCCAGAAUUGCCUUAGUAUUUUCUAAUAACUUGGUUCCCUAAAAUACAAAUGUUAUAUAUCUAAUAGAUGAUAUUCCAAAUGAUCGGCUUUAAAUACAGCCAAUAAGGUUUGAACCAAAAAUUCAAAUUUGAUGGAUAAUAUAACGUGACAGCCUUAGAAGCAAUAUCCAUCUAUCUAAAUUUGGAUUUGGACAGCAUUAUCAACUAGUACUCACUAUAAAUGGAGUUAAAUCAAAUACCAAAUCAAUUUUUCUUGGUGAUCAAAGCAAAUAAUAGGAACUCGAUCUCAGAAACAUGCCAGAUAUUAGAGAAUUAUUUGGAAAGAAGGAAAUUCUGGUCUAUAGCUUAUUUAUAAAUAAAGUUGAGUUCAAAAGAUAUCAAUUAUUUGAAGAAAAGUUUAAAUGAUUAAAUCAGAUCCAAUAGCACAAUAAAUUUAUACUCUUACGAAGAAGUGGUGCAAGAAUCAAAGAGAUUAGAUCAAUAAUUUCAUAUUUAUUCGACUGAAAUUAUAGUUCAAAGACACAGUCCUGAUUCGUUAUUUGUUUUUGGAGAUGCCGAUAAAUAGGGUGAAAUUACAGAUACAAUUAUUUAAAUUGUUAGGAAACUGAAGUAAAGUAAUAGAAUAGAAUAAGAGGAUAGACUUUAACAGUAGUUUACUUAUAAGGAGAAUUCGAAUCAGUAAUUUUCAUGGAACCCUUAAGUAAAUUAGUAAGCAUCUAUUCCUUUCUAAAAUAACUCUAAGAAUUACUAUUAUGACUAUAACGAAAAAUAAUUUGAUCAACGUCCUGUUCAAUAGAAAUACGGGACUAGUUUAAAUGAUUAAUAGACAAAUUCUUAUUAAUAGACAAAUCCUUAUUAAUAGACAAAUCCUUAUUAAUAGACAAAUUCUUAUUAAUAGACAAAUCCUUGUUAAUAGAUAAAUUCUUAUUAAUAGACAAAUUCUUAUUAAUAGACAAAUUCUUAUUAAUAUCCAAAGUAGAAUUAGACAAGUGAACCUUUUUGGAAUGAUGAUUAAACUGAUCGUCCUUUGAAAUACUAUAAGAAAUAUUAGAAAAAUAAUGACAAUAACUGGUCUUAGACCAAGUAUAAUAAUUAGAAGAGAUAUAAGCAAAAAUAACGGGAGUAAGAUUUUUAGGAACUAGACAUUACAUUGUACGUUCCAAAAGUGCCAUAAAAUAAUUAAAAUAACUAAAUUUUCACCUCUCCUUAGUAAUAGGAAGAAGAGAAAUCUUCAUAACUACUGAUUGUAGAAGAAUUAAAUAAGGUGAUCAAAUGCUAAAUAAUUAAAAUAGAACUAUUUAAAUAUUAAAUAAUUUAUACCUAGAACCAUUAGAAAAAUAGUCAGAAAAUCAAUUUUUAAGAAUUUAAGUUAUCCUUUGAGGAUUUCAUGAAGAAGUAUUAUAAUCUAUAACCUGAAAUAAUGUUAUUAUUUAAUACUGAGAAUAUAAUAAUUAAUGUCAAUUUUAAAUAAUAGGAGGACAUCCAUUAAGUUAAAAAUAUUUUCCAUAAAUAUUUUUUGUAAUAAAUGUAUUAUGUGACCUAAUACUCAACUUAAGCCUUGGGUCUAGUAAAUAUUUUGAAAGUGAACUGCAGCGUGCAACAUUUCUCAACUAAUACCGAUCUAUCAGGAUUUGUGAAUGAGAAUUAGUUCUCAGAAUUAGUUGAAAUUUAGGAUGGUCAAUAAAUGGCGAUCAAAAUAAGCAACUUUUCGUAUAGGAAUCAUAACUUGUUAAGGGAGAAGUUCAAUAAUUUUGAGAUUUCUUAAUCCUUUUAAUAGAAUUCUUCAGUUUUAGAUGUAUCGAGACAAAUAGGAUAUGGGAAAAAAGUAAUUCUUAUUUCUGAAGAUUAAUUAAAAUAUUUAAAUCAAGAAUGUGCUGAUCUAGAAGCAUUUUAAUUGAAAAAGUUUAAAGAGUUCUUUAAGAUGCCCUUCUACUGUGUGUAGAUUGAAUAUGUAGAGGAACUUCUAGAGUAAGCGAAAGUCGAGUUUAAAAGGAUGAAUGAGAAAUAUGUUAAGGCUUAGGUAUAAGCUAAAGAAAAGGAAAAUAAUAAGGUUUGGAUGAAAGAGAUAAAGAAGGAUUAAUUUUGCUAAGCUUCUAAAUUAUACUGUUACAAUAUGAUGGAAGCAUUUUAUACGAAUCUACUAAACGAUGUUAAUGAAUCUUUAAUGUCUACAGAAUAAUAUUAGUCUAACUAAUAUUAAUCUAUGUACUAUGAAGCAAUUAUAGAUUUGGGUAAAAGAGAAUUGAAUCCAAACGAUCCUCAAAGCAUUGAGAAUUUAUUAUUUCAUUCAGAUUUUAAAUUUGAGCCUAAGGAAAUGUAAUUUUUGAUUGAUUUGCCUCUAGGAACCUUUAUCACCGUAUGGGUUCGUAAUUAGAAGGAUAUUUUGAGUGAAUUUUAAUAAAUUAAAAAAGACGAAAUCCUUCCAAGAGGAUAUAUCCUAAAAUAGUGA
Paramecium tetraurelia is the source of this 2835-nucleotide messenger RNA. RefSeq lists its product as uncharacterized. NCBI's taxonomy places the organism in Eukaryota, Ciliophora, Oligohymenophorea, Peniculida, Parameciidae. The record is from RefSeq and is a predicted model, not a curated record. The transcript is spliced from 5 exons.